Molecule: messenger RNA, 2480 nt
Organism: Ylistrum balloti
Lineage: Eukaryota; Metazoa; Mollusca; Bivalvia; Pectinida; Pectinidae
Product: sphingosine-1-phosphate lyase 1-like
Exons: 16
Coding region: 1-1653 (550 amino acids)
Biological process (GO): carboxylic acid metabolic process; sphingolipid catabolic process
Cellular component (GO): endoplasmic reticulum
Molecular function (GO): pyridoxal phosphate binding; sphinganine-1-phosphate aldolase activity
Source: RefSeq, a predicted model, not a curated record
AUGGCGAAACUACUGAACGUUGUGACGGGACCAGUGAUGCCGUACCUUGAUAUAGUAAAGGACAAGAUCAACAGUCUGUGUGCUGGACUGGCGCCAUGGCAGGUGGUGGUUUACUCCUGUGGUGGAACACUAGUCUUUAUCACCGUUAAAAACCUCCUCCUUUCCAAUGAGGAGCAAACACUUAAGAAGAGGACACUGAACAGUAUCUUUCGGUAUGUGAAGAUGAUUCCUGCUGUAAAGAGGAAGGUUGCCGAAGAGAAGAAUAAAAUGCUGAGUGAUAUGGAGGCCAGCUUCCAUAAAAGUGUUGAGGGGUACCAGAAAGCUCUUCCAGUCAAUGGUCUGAAAAUGGAGGAAGUUGAGGAGCUGUUGUUACAAUAUAAAAAUUUAGCCCAGGUGGAUUGGGAGAAUGGACAGGUAUCUGGAACUGUUUACAGUGGAGAGGCAGAACUCACUGAACUCAUGGCCAAGACAUAUGGAAUGUUUGCUUGGUCCAAUCCAUUGCAUCCAGAUGUGUUCCCUGAUGUGAGAAAAAUGGAAGCAGAGGUUGUCCGUAUGUGUUGUACCAUGUUCAAUGGCGAUGAAAAUUCAUGUGGUACGAUGACAUCAGGAGGCACAGAGAGUAUUCUACUGGCUUGUCUCACAUACAGAAACAUCGCUCGCGAUAAUGGUGUCAAUUUCCCAGAAAUGAUUGUACCUGUUACCGUUCAUGCUGCUUUUGAUAAGGCGGCAUACUACUUCCGAAUGAAAAUCACACACAUUUCUGUCGAUAAAGUAACAGGGAAGGUGGACAUCAAGGCUAUGAGGAAGGCUAUUAAUAAAAACACAUGUAUGCUAGUUGGAUCAGCACCUGGUUUCCCUCACGGUAUUAUAGAUGACAUUGAAGAAAUUUCUGCACUUGGAAAGAAAUACAACAUUCCAGUUCAUGUUGACAGCUGUCUAGGCGGCUUCCUAGUUCCGUUCAUGGAGAAAGCAGGCUUUCCAAUUCCAGCAGUAGAUUUCCGACUUCCGGGGGUUACAAGUAUAUCAGCAGACACACAUAAGUAUGGUUUUGCACCAAAAGGGUCAUCUGUGAUCCUGUAUAGAAAUCCAACGUUCAGACAGCAGCAAUUCUUUGUCCAGCCAGAAUGGCCAGGUGGUAUCUACGCGACGUCCACUACAGGGGGCAGCAGGGCUGGAGCCAUUAUAGCAGCAUGCUGGGCGACCAUGAUGCACAUAGGUCUUGAUGGAUAUGUGGAAUCCACUCGCAAAAUUGUCAAGACAGCCAGAUAUAUAACAAAGGGCCUGAGGGACAUUGAUGGACUUAUUGUUUAUGGUGAGCCUCUGAUGUCCGUGGUUGGAAUGGGAUCUGACAGGUUCAACAUAUUCAGACUAGCAGACAUUCUGACCAGUCGAGGAUACAACCUAAACGCCCUUCAGUACCCAGACAGCCUACAUCUAUGUUGUACUCUGGUACACACUAAGGAGGGCGUGGCAGACAAGUUCCUCAGCGAUGUACGUAAUGCAGUAGAGGAGAUUCUAGCUGAUCCACAGGACCAUGAGAUUGGUGGCAUGGGUGCCAUAUAUGGCAUGGCACAGAGUAUCCCUGACAAAAAGAUGGUUGGUGAGCUGGCUGGUUGUUACCUGGAGGCAGUGUACAGUACUAACAAGGAGUAAGGACACAGUAUAAACAAAAGUGGCAGUGCUCAAGGACAGAAUACAGAUUAAAUGAUGUCUAUGAAGAGAACCGAACAAAUUUUGUAGGGCCAGGAAAGACUCGCCACUGUCUUUAGAGAAAAACAGAUGAAGCACUAGAAAAAGAGAGACCUGAACUUCCUCUCUAUGGAGAGUGCAGACCUUUGGAUGUAAACAGAUCAAGCAUUUUCCAUUGGGAAAGCACAGACUUCGCACUCGACUAACUGUAAUAGAAGGCAGGCAUUGUGCUGUCUAUAGAAAGAAACUGAUGUUGUAGUUGUAGAGAAAGCACAGACUUGGCAUUAUCCUUUGAGUGAGCACAGUACUUCCCAAAUAGAGAAUUUAUACAGGCAUUUUGUGAAUGAUUAUGUAUUUUAAUAUAUUUUUAUGUAUUAUUCCCUGCAGGUGCUGUCAACUGAAUAUGUGAUAACACAUUUUUCUGUGUGAAAAACCUGUGAGUUUGGUGAUCAUACAAGUAGUAUUUGUGUGUUAACACAUUUUCCUAUGUGAUAAGUUUGGUGAAAAUAACACAUGCAAAAUACUUUUGACUAUGUGUGAACAGAAUUAAGAUAUUGUUAGAUAUUAAUACUGAUAAUUGAUGGUUUUGAUUUUAAGGAACUUUAGAUGUGAUAUUAGGAGAUUUUUAUAUAAUAUUGUAUCAGCUGUAUGCUGGAGUAAGCCGCUCUUUAAAACGGAGCUUUAGGGGUCCAAGUAACACAUUGUUUUUAUUGUUUCUAUUGAAAGACUUGUGUAAGUAUUUAUGUUUUAUAUUGUUACACAUUUGGUGAAUUUUACUAAAAAAAAAUUUU